Messenger RNA from Nicrophorus vespilloides, 3392 nucleotides. It is a transcript of the gene Edem2, whose product is annotated as ER degradation-enhancing alpha-mannosidase-like protein 3. The coding region runs from base 464 to 3388 and encodes 974 amino acids. The record is from RefSeq and is a predicted model, not a curated record. Gene Ontology annotation, biological process: mannose trimming involved in glycoprotein ERAD pathway; endoplasmic reticulum mannose trimming; carbohydrate metabolic process. Lineage: Eukaryota; Metazoa; Arthropoda; Insecta; Coleoptera; Silphidae. Gene Ontology annotation, cellular component: membrane; endoplasmic reticulum. Gene Ontology annotation, molecular function: calcium ion binding; mannosyl-oligosaccharide 1,2-alpha-mannosidase activity. The transcript is spliced from 5 exons.
UCAAGAUAAAAACUAUUACAGCUGUCACUGGCUGUCACUUGUCAGAGAUAUAUUUAAUUGGGUUUUGUCUUAUUGGAGCGAUUGGAACAUGUUAGUGAUGUGACAAGUGCGGGUUUAGUAAACAUUAAAUAGCGCGUGGACCGUUAUUAUUUUUUUCCUUUCGUUAGUUCUGUGAUCUGCAGUGAAAACAUCCACGUUUACACAAAUGGUUGUAAGAGAUUGCAAAAACGCGAAUUGCAGCGCGAUUGUUCUCUACUGAUAACGUCUUAUCAAAAAGGUGGAAGUUGUUCGUAUUUCGACCAAUUGCCGUGCUACAUUCCGUUCACGCACAAUAUGUUAUCAUCAACCAAUAACAGCGAAUCCUCUUGACACAGCAUAUUUAUAUUUCUCUAUUAACUGUAGUUUUGUUGUUUUUUUUACCUCCUUCUAUUUUUACUAUAAUUUCUUUCUUGAUUUGGGUACAAUGUCAAAUUCUAGAAAUCAUUUUUUCCUACAAAUCUGUAUUCUGUUUGCUAAUAUUCUGAUAUCAUUUUGCUUGGAAGAUGUGACACCCAUGAGCAAUGAGGAGAAGGCAGAGCUGAGGGAGGAGGCAAGGGACAUGUUCUAUCAUGCUUAUAGAGCAUACAUGGAAAAUGCAUAUCCUGCUGAUGAACUAAUGCCCCUCAGUUGCCAGGGAAGAUACAGGGGACUUACUCCAAAUCGGGGUGAUAUUGAUGAUUCAUUAGGAAAUUUCUCUUUGACUUUGAUUGAUACUUUGGACACUUUGGUUAUUUUGGGAGAUUUGGAAGAGUUUGAACAUGCUGUUGGUCUUGUCAUUAAGGAUGUAUCGUUCAACAAUGAUGUCGUUGUUUCUGUUUUUGAAACGAAUAUACGCGUUCUCGGAGGAUUACUGUCAGGUCAUAUUUUGGCUGAAUACCUGAAGCAGCGGGCAGGGAUAAUGCAAUGGUACAAUGCGGAGCUGCUGGAUAUGGCCAAGGACGUCGGAUACAGAUUGCUUCCAGCAUUCAAUACAACGACUGGAAUACCGUAUGCGCGGGUAAAUUUAAAGUACGGUAUAAAAAGUGAUAAUUCUGAGGCGGCGAAGGAGACCUGCACCGCCUGCGCGGGUUCCGUCAUUCUGGAGAUGGCCGCGCUGAGCCGUUUGACUGGUGAACCGAUCUUCGAGCAGAAGGCUCACAGGGCUAUGGACGAGUUAUGGAAGAUGCGACAUCGAAGUUCCGAUCUUAUGGGAUCCGUCCUCAACGUUCAUUCUGGUGAUUGGGUGCGACGGGAUUCCGGUGUCGGCGCCGGCAUCGAUUCGUACUACGAAUAUUGCUUGAAGGCCUACAUCUUGCUAGGGGACAACAAAUACUUAAAUAGAUUCAACAGGCAUUACAAUGCCGUGAUGAAGUAUAUUUCUCAGGGUCCGAUGUUGUUAGACGUGCACAUGCACAGACCGCACACGAACUCUCGCAAUUUUAUGGAUGCGCUUUUGGCAUUCUGGCCCGGCCUGCAAGUGCUUAAAGGUGAUAUUAAGCCAGCGGUAGAGACGCACGAGAUGCUUUAUCAGGUAAUGAAAAGGCACAAGUUCAUCCCCGAAGCUUUCACAACUGAUUUUCAAGUGCAUUGGGGUAAUCAUCCUCUGCGUCCCGAGUUUUUGGAAAGCACGUACUUUCUGUACGGCGCAACCAAUGACCCGCAUUAUUUGGAAGUGGGGAAGAACGUUCUCAAGAGUCUACAGAAAUAUGCUCGUGUUCCAUGCGGUUACGCAGCCGUGAACGACGUGAGGACUGGCAAAAAGGAAGAUCGCAUGGAUUCGUUUGUGCUUGCUGAAACAUUUAAAUAUCUGUACUUGCUGUUCUCUGAUGCGGAUGAUUUAAUAUUGAACAUGGAUGAGUUCAUCUUCACCACUGAAGCACAUCUUUUGCCGCUGAGUUUAUCGCAUUUCGGAAAUAUCACUGCCAAGUCCGAAGAUCUGGACGAUUACGAGAACGCCCGUACAUGCCCGAAUACUCUUCAGCUUUUUCCAGGAUCAGUGCGAAAAACACUAUGGAAUAUGGUGGAUGGAAUGUGCCCUAAGAAGGUGGGUAAAAAGAGGCUAAUGGCUGCCGAGUUCUCGGCGUCUAAUUUGAAUCAUCUGAAGAUCAUCAAGGAUAUGGGAAUUAACAUCAUUGCUCUCAGCGAUGGACGAGUGCAGCUUUUGCAUACGUUCUCUGCGGCCCGUUCGAUCUCCGAUGCUGAGGAUGGACUUCUUUUCAUGCAAGAAAUGGUGGAACUGUCAAAGCUUCAAUCACAACAGCCGGAAGCCGCUCCUCAAGCAGUUUCUUUUCAGACCAAAAAUGCCGAUGGUACUGGCAAUUUUAUUGUUCUGCAAGCAGGUCCUGCGCAUUUCGGUAUGAAUUUGAAAGGGGACCUUAAGGUUACCGGGAAAUCCAUUAUCAUUCAUCCCCUGAAAGGUUGCGGAUCCCUUCCAGCUGGUGACAAGAUGAAAGGAAAGAUCGCAAUUAUGGAAAGGGGUGAUUGCAUGUUUGUUGAGAAAGCACGAAGAGUACAAAAAUUGGGCGCAAUCGGUGCCAUCAUUAUAGAUAAUACGCCAAGCAGUAGCGCUCAUACGUCGCCUAUGUUUUCCAUGUCCGGAGACGGCACCGACGACGUCAAGAUACCGGCAGUCUUCCUAUUCACCCAAGAAGCCUCCAAAUUGCUGCUGAGCAUAUCGAAAGACUCCACGCUCGACCUCACGCUCAGCGAGCUGAAGACAGACGCGGCCGUGUGGCCACCGAGCGAGGAAGAAUCAAUGUUCCAAAAACUGAAAGUAUCCGUCCAAGAAUUCUUAAACAAACACACUGGUAUCGCAUUCACGCGGUCAAUACUAGUUGGGAACUUUAAGGCAAACCUAGAGAGCAGCAUAGACAUGAUCAAGAUCAGUUACUUGAAGAACGAGAUAUACAGACCGACCAAGCAAAUUGUGAACCCCAAAUGGAGUCAAAUUAGAACAACCCUUUUGAGAAGCAUCAUGAAAUCCCAGAAAAAAGACGUUCUGGUAUCGUUUAACGAUAUCCGCAUGUACUACGAGUCCUAUAGUAAAAUUAAAGAGGAAACACCGAAUAACGGUGACAUAAGGAAACCUACCGAAUGGCUUCUUCGCGAGCUCAACAUGGAGCUGUACUGGAACGAAAACCAACCGAAAAUUCAGGAAAGUCAUCUUCUGGAAGAUCAAGAAGAAAGUGAUGGAAAUACCUCCGAUGUGGCCAAAUCUCUGUAUAAGCAGACCGUCUUGGACGAUGUGAAAAACGAAAGUACCGGUACCGAUGAUCUGAUCAUCAGCGAGGAGCGGGAUUCAAGUGAUAAAAUAAUCUUAAGUAAAGAGCAAGUAGACGCUAGUGAAAAAAAUAAAAAGGAUGAAUUAUGAUUCA